Molecule: messenger RNA, 3126 nt
Organism: Hevea brasiliensis (rubber tree)
Lineage: Eukaryota; Viridiplantae; Streptophyta; Magnoliopsida; Malpighiales; Euphorbiaceae
Product: transcription factor GLABRA 3
Exons: 8
Coding region: 1060-2925 (621 amino acids)
Molecular function (GO): protein dimerization activity
Source: RefSeq, a predicted model, not a curated record
AUCAAAGCAUAUGGAGGAGGAGAGGAUGACUUCACCAUGGCAGCAGAUUAAAUGCUCAAGUGAGCCACUGUUUUGUCUACGUCUUCUCUUCUCUAUCUAAUAUAUUUCCCUCUACAUUCCCUUCUUUUCUCUUCUUCCAUUUUAUAUGUUUCUCUUCUUUGGACCAGAAACAAGUCUCAAGAAGAGAAUCUUUUUUUCUAUUAUUUUUUUGGAGCUCAAUGAUCCAUGAAGAAAUGAAGCACAGCGCUUACUUGGAUAUAUGUGAAUGAUAUAGGAAAGUAGACUACUGUUUCCUUUCUGUUAUUUUACCGGCCAUUAGAGACUGGGUUUCUUGAGCUGGUUUCUUGGAUUUCCGGUUUGAAAAUGAUUACAUCCACUUCAUCAAAUAACUUGUUUUCUGUGGCACUACUGCAGUAGCCAAAACCCAGAUCUUUCAUAAGCUCUUGAAAGGGUUCUUUUUGUUUUCAGAACAUAAUACAUAUAUAAUAUGUUUCAUAGGCCCCUAUCUUUUUUUCCUGCGUUUAUUUUGAUAAGGCUGCAAAGCUUUUCGGUGAAAGAAAUUUUUUAUUUUUUUUCGAUACGGCUUUAAAGCUUUUCAGUGAUAAACCAAGUCACCAUUUAUGAGAUUGAAAGUGAAAGCCAAGAAAGCUGCUUCUAUUAUUGGUAGUCUUCCUUCUCUUUUCUUUCUUCUCUCUCCUUCAAAGUGAGUGUUCUGAUGAGAGACCAAUUACUACUGGUCCAGUGGCGGAGGAUUCCUGCAAAUUGAAUCCUUGUGCUUUUUUUUUUUUUUUUUUUUUUUUGUUGAGUCUUCAUUACUACGUAAAAACACCUAUCUUGUGUUCUAGUUAGUGUAAUUCUGUUCCUUUCUGGCAGGACUAACUUUUUUCUUGCACUUUAGUUUCCUUAACCAAACCCACAUAGGUUUGUUCCUUUGCCAUACAAGAAACAAUAUUCUGAGCUGAUCAAUCUGAAUAUUCCAUUUCUAAAGUUGGCUUCUUGUUUUGAAAAAUGGAUCUGAUGUGAAUAGGUGGGGAGUGUAACCGUUUUUGAGCUUAAGACAUGGCUCAGGAGAAAGUGCUAGAGAAGAACCUCAAGAAACAGCUUGCUCUUGCUGUGAGAAGCAUUCAAUGGAGCUAUGCAAUCUUCUGGUCCAUUUCUGCUACACAACCAGGGGUAUUGGAGUGGGGAGAUGGGUACUACAAUGGAGAUAUUAAGACAAGGAAAACAAUUCAAUCCAUAGAGCUUAAUGCGGACCAAUUGGGUUUACAGAGAAGUGAACAACUGAGAGAACUCUAUGAGUCUCUUUCGGCUGGUGAAGGCAGCCCACAAGCUAGGAGACCUUCAGUAGCAUUAUCCCCAGAAGAUCUCACUGAUACAGAGUGGUAUUACUUGGUCUGCAUGUCUUUUGUAUUCAACAUUGGCCAAGGCUUGCCAGGAAGAACCUUAGCAACUGGCCAACCUAUUUGGCUGUGCAAUGCUUAUUAUGCAGAUAGCAAAAUAUUCAGCCGCUCUCUGCUAGCUAAGAGCGCAUCUAUUCAGACUGUAGUAUGCUUUCCAUUCUUGAGAGGUGUGGUCGAGCUAGGGGUGACUGAGAUGGUUUUAGAGGACCCAAGUCUCAUUCAGCAUGUUAAAACUUCGUUCUUGGACAUUAAAUGUCCUACAGUUGCUACAAAUACCAGUACAAGAAGUGACAAAGAACUUGCUGGUGCUGCUUUUGAUCAGGAGGUGCUAGAGGUCAAAUCAAUUCCAGUGGUAGCAUGUGAAGAAUUAGAUGCAGUUUCCCCCAAUGACAGUUCAAAUAAUCAACCGGAAGAGGAUUCAUUUAUGGUUGAAGGGAUAAAUGGAGGAGCUUCUCAAGUGCAAAGUUGGCAGCUAAUGGAUGAUGACUGUGUUCAUUAUUCCUUGAAUUCUAGUGACUGCAUAUCUCAAACCAUUGUAGAUCCUGUAAAGGUUGCUCCUCUUACUAACAACGAAAAGGCCAAUCUGCAAGAUGUUCAAGACUGCAACCACACCAAACUGACUGCACUGGAUCUUCGAAGUGAUGAUUUUCAUUAUCAAAGUGUUCUCUCAUCUCUCUUAAAGACCUCCCAUCCAUUAAUUCUAGGAUCACAUUGUCAAAAUGGUAACAAGGUAUCCAGCUUCGUCAGUUGGAAGAAAGUGGGAUUGGUGCAUUAUCAGAUAUCAAAAGGUGCACCCGCGCAGAAACUAUUGAAGAAGAUACUGUUUGAAGUUCCUCGAAUGCAUGUCAGUGGCUUGCCCGAGUCCCCAGAAGACAACAGCAAUAGAAUUGGAGUUUGGAGACCAGAGGCGGAUGACAUAGGUGCAAACAAUGUAUUACUAGAGAGAAAACGAAGAGAAAAGCUAAAUGAGAGAUUUAUGAUUCUCAAAUCGAUUGUUCCUUCAAGCAACAAGGCGGAUAAAUUAUCUAUCCUAGAUGAGACAAUAGAAUACCUGCAACAGAUGGAAAGAAGAGUUGAAGAGUUGGAAUCAUGCAGGGAUUCAACAGAGUUAGAGGCAAGAACAAGAAGGAAACGCCAAGAUGCCAUAGAGAGAACAUCUGAUAACUAUGGCAGCUACAAAAUUCGUAAUAACAAGAAGCCUCUGGUAAACAAGAGAAAAGCUUGCAACAUUGAUGAAACAGAGCCAGGGAUGGAUUAUGACAUAUCAAAAGAUACUUCAACUGAUAACAUAAUUGUCUGUAUGAACGACAAGGAUGUACUAAUUGAGAUCAAGUGUCCUUGGAGGGAGGGAUUAUUGCUGGAGAUCAUUGAUGCAGCAACUCAGCUGCAUUUAGAUUCUCACUCAGUUCAAUCAUCCACCAUUGAUGGGAUUCUUUCUCUGACAAUCAAAUCUAAGAAGGGAUUAACAGCUUGGUCAGCUAGGGCGAUCAAGCAAGUACUUGAAAGAGUUGCUUCUAAAUGUUGAAGCUUGGACUCACAUGGAUGUCUGGUUAUUUUUGUCAUUGGAAUUUCACUGCUUCUGUUGUAAAAUUAUGUACGAUCACGGUUAUUAGCGCAGAGGAUUUUCCUCCAUGUAGAGUAGCCUAAUAGGCAGAAAUAAACCUGUUUCGAAUGUUGUUAUUUUCUUAAGUGAUCAUGUAUCUAUAGUAUGCACUUCUGCACCUAA